GGCGCAGCGCCAGUCCGCGACCGACCGCCUCCCGCGCACCACACGCGCUCAGUCAUCAGUGCUGUCGCCUGUCUCCUCACAGAUCACGGCCCAGGCCAUAGACCACACUUGACAGUAACCGGGAUUUUGUGACAGUGACACUGACAUUAAGUGAUAUGUUCAGCAGCCUUUUUCAUGUAAACAAACACGGAUUGUUUUAUGCAGUGAGCGGGUAAUCCCCUGUUCUAGAAGUUGACGAGAAAAUGACUCAGGCCAUGCGGGGGUGGUGCGCGCGGUGGAGCGCGGGGCGGGCGCGCACGCGCUGGCUGGCGGCGCUGCUGUGCUGGUGCGCGCUGGUGGCGCUGGCGCUGCCGCGGCUGCACCCCCCCGCGCGCCGCGCCGCGCCGCACCCCGCCCCGCCCGCGCGCCUGCUGCUGCAGUCCGAGCCAGCCGCGUCCACGCCCGCGCCCGCCUCGCCGCCCGCGCCCUCCGCGCCGCUGCCCGCCACCGACACGCGCGUGCUCACCGAGGAAGAGCUGCGCGCCGACGCCGAGCGCCGCCUGCCCUCGCUACCACUAGCCUACUGGCACCGGCACAAGGAUGACAAGAACAAGUUUUACAAAAAGAAGGACUGCGCGCCCUUCCCCUCCAUUUACGAUCUCGAGUUCCACAACACGUACUGGCAGACGCUGCGCGCCAAGGGCGAAGUGUUCCACCUGUACGGCGCGUACAUGGACGCGCGCAACGCGUCGCGCAUUGGGCCCGCCGUGCGCGUGCUCGCCGUGCACGACCGCAUCAAGCCCACGCUGGCCACGCACUGCCAGCUGUGGUUUGAAGAGCGCGAGGCGCCCGUGGUGGUGCGCAACCUCGAGUAUAAGUACGUGUGGAACAGCAAGUGGGGCAACUACCGCGACGGCGUGCUGCAGCCGUACCUGCUGGCGUGCGUGCUGCCCGCCGAGGUGCGCCAUCUGGUGCCAGCUUCCGUGUCGCUCGUGGCGAGCCCGUGCGACCGCGCCACCAACAACCUGCGCGUGCACAACGACCGCCCCGCCGCUCCAGAGGAGCGCAAAGACUUCGCUGUCUGCGUCAAGGGACUUGAUUUCCUCCACGAAGACUUAUCCGUGCGUCUCGUCGAGUGGAUCGAGUUGAUUCGCCUACUGGGCGCGGACAAGAUAUUUUUCUAUGAACUGCAAGUGCAUCCGAAUAUCACCAAAGUCCUCGACUACUACAACAGCAUAGGCGUGACGGAGGUGACGCCGAUAACGCUGCCCGGCGGCCAGCCCAACCUGCCGGGUCUGCAGCACAUGUACCUCAAAAAGAAGACGACGCACAAGCGGCAGAUGGAGCUGAUCCCGUACAACGACUGUCUUUACCGGCACAUGUACCGUUACCGCUGGCUCGCGCUGCUCGACAUCGACGAGGUAAUCGUGCCGCUGGAGGACGGCGACUGGGCCGGGCUCAUGCGGCGCGCGCUGCCGCUGGCCACGCCCGCACCCGGCAAGCCGCCGCGCUCCUCCUACCACGCGUCCAACGUGUACUUCCUGGACUCGCUGCGGCACGAGCACGAGUGGGAGGAGGGCGCGCCGCGCUACCUACACAUGCUGCAGCACGUGUACCGCACGCGCAACUUCACCAAGCCGGGCCAGUACGUGAAGGCGUUCCACGAGACGGAGCGCGUGCUAGCGCUGCACAACCACUUCCCGCUGGCGUGCCUGGGCGGCGCGUGCUCGUCGUACGCGCUGGAGACGCGGCACGCGCGCCUGCAGCACUACCGCGCCGACUGCGUGAGCGCGCUCAGCAAGGCGUGCGCCGAGCUGCGCGCGCAGCCCGUGCGUGACACGGCGCUGUGGCGGUGGCGCGCGCCGCUCGUGGCCGCCGCCGACGCGGCGCUGGCGGCGCUGGGCUUCGUGCCGCCGCACCGGUGACCGCCGCCCGGCCCGCCGGCCCGCCGGUUCGCCAGCCGCCCGCCGUCCGCCGCCAGCCGCCUCAUACGCUUAGUCUAUUGAACAUAUUAAACACUAGUUAAUAAAUGUAUUUUUAUAGUUUA
Colias croceus (clouded yellow) is the source of this 2026-nucleotide messenger RNA. RefSeq lists its product as uncharacterized. The transcript has 3 exons. The record is from RefSeq and is a predicted model, not a curated record. NCBI's taxonomy places the organism in Eukaryota, Metazoa, Arthropoda, Insecta, Lepidoptera, Pieridae. Bases 243 to 1904 code for a protein of 553 amino acids.